This is a messenger RNA of Purpureocillium takamizusanense, 1356 nucleotides long. RefSeq lists its product as uncharacterized. The coding region runs from base 1 to 1356 and encodes 451 amino acids. Lineage: Eukaryota; Fungi; Ascomycota; Sordariomycetes; Hypocreales; Ophiocordycipitaceae. The record is from RefSeq and is a predicted model, not a curated record. The transcript has 6 exons.
AUGUCGGCCCAGCAGCCGCAGUAUUACCCGCCUCCUCCAGGUGCCGGCAACGGAGGUGCUCAGCAGCAUCCACAGCAGCAGCACUACCCGCCGCCACCUCCGCAGCAACAGCAACAGCAUCACCAGUACGCGCCGCCUCCCACCUCGUCCCCUCCUGCCCAUCAAUAUCAGUACGCCUCUCCUCCGGUCUCCCCGCCCGCUGCGCAACAGCAGUAUGCCGCUCCUCCUUCCGUGUCUCCGGGACACCAUCAUACGCAGAGCUAUCCUCCCCCGCCUCAGCCGUCGCCUGGCCAUGCCGUCAACUACCCCCCGCCUCCUCCUGCCGGGCAGCCGACGCCCUCUCCCCAGCCUCACCAGCCGACGCCCCAGCAACACUACGCGCCGCCUCCUGCCACUCCUCCGGCGCACCAAGGCCAGCCGCCGCCGCAACAGGUACCUCAGCAGCAACAGUACCAUCCGCAGCAGCAGACGACUAUUCCUGUCCGUCCGGCCGCGACCCCAGACGUGAAGCAGCCGCCACAGUACGAUGCGCCCCCAGCUUUCCCCGACGCUGAGGCUCCCUAUCCGCCCGAGAAGCAGGGCCAUCACGAGCAGCACCUGGACACAAGCAACCCGGUCAACCUCGUCGCGGGGGCCCCACCGGCCGGACACUUUGUCGGGGCUGGCGCAGUCGUCGACGACGACGUGGGCACGUUCAAUGGAGGCAGCUACCGCAUCAGCCACCGGGACACGAAUACCAUCUUGACCAUUCAGCUCGCCAUGGGCUGUCCGUUUGAUGCCAAGCCAGGCGCCAUGAUUGCCAUGUCGCCGACCAUGACCCUGCGUGGCACGGUCAAGUUCAGCGUCAAGAAAAUGAUUGCCGGCGCCGACCUCAAUACGUCCAACUACAUUGGCCCCGGAGAAUUGCUCCUCGCGCCUCCCAUGCUUGGCGACAUCACCAGCAUCAGACUCUCGGGCAACGAGAGCUGGUCUGUCGGUCACGAUGCGUACCUCGCCUCCACGCAGGGCGUCAUCAAAGACCACAAGCGCCAAGGCCUCGGCAAGGCCAUGUUCAGCGGCGAGGGUCUGUUUGUCUACAAAAUGAGCGGUACGGGCAUCAUGUGGUUGACCAGUUUCGGCGCCAUCAUCAGGAAAGACCUCAUCGAUGGGGAAAAAUACAUUGUCGACAACGGCCACCUCGUGGCGUGGAACACAAAGUAUGUGCUCGAGCGCGUUGCUUCGGGCGGGAUAAUAUCAAAUUUUGCCUCGGGCGAGGGACUCGUGUGCAAGUUUACCGGUCCCGGCACCAUCUUCAUCCAGACCAGGAAUGCGAAAGCCUUCACCGCGUACAUGGGAGGACAAAGUGUUCAGGCGUGA